This is a messenger RNA of Rangifer tarandus platyrhynchus (Svalbard reindeer), 465 nucleotides long. The record is from the annotation of a GenBank genome assembly. NCBI's taxonomy places the organism in Eukaryota, Metazoa, Chordata, Mammalia, Artiodactyla, Cervidae.
AUGGCGCAGUCGGUUAACAUCACCGAGCUGAAUUUGCCGCAGCUAGAAAUGCUCAAGAACCAGCUGGACCAGGAAGUGGAGUUCUUGUCCACAUCCAUUGCCCAGCUCAAGGUGGUUCAGACCAAGUAUGUGGAAGCCAAGGACUGUCUGAACGUGUUGAAGAAAAACAACGAGGGGAAAGAAUUACUUGUCCCACUGACGAGUUCUAUGUAUGUCCCCGGGAAGCUACAUGAUGUGGAACAUGUGCUUAUCGAUGUGGGAACUGGCUACUAUGUAGAGAAGACAGCUGAGGAUGCCAAGGACUUCUUCAAGAGGAAGAUAGACUUCCUUACCAAGCAAAUGGAAAAAAUCCAGCCAGCUCUUCAGGAGAAGCAUGCCAUGAAACAGGCUGUCAUGGAGAUGAUGAGCCAGAAGAUUCAGCAGCUCACAACCCUGGGAGCAGCUCAGGCUACCGCCAAGGCCUGA